Messenger RNA from Cydia amplana, 1819 nucleotides. RefSeq lists its product as uncharacterized. The transcript has 4 exons. The record is from RefSeq and is a predicted model, not a curated record. Gene Ontology annotation, molecular function: nucleic acid binding; zinc ion binding. NCBI's taxonomy places the organism in Eukaryota, Metazoa, Arthropoda, Insecta, Lepidoptera, Tortricidae. Bases 260 to 1819 code for a protein of 519 amino acids.
UUAUCUUUCAUAGAGUAUAGAAUAGACAAGACAAAACUACUCUACCUACUCUACUAGCAUUGCCCGUGGUUGCUUAACCAAUAUAAUCUCGGGGAAUUCUGAUAAAAGCUUAUUACUCCUAAUGUUACAAUUGAAUUGGUGGAUUAUAACCAUCACAAUAUCCCAAAAAACGUGAGUGACAAAAAUCCUAAACAACGGAAGCGCUUCGGCAGCAGGGGACCGGUUGAUUCUUUACCCAAAUUUUCAAUGUGUUCUGGAAAUGGUUUGCAAAGAGGACGUGGUAUCAUGGUUUAAAGAAUUGGAAAGUUAUAAGAGAAUAGAUGCUAUGUGUACAUUGUUAAAUAUGUGCUUGCCAUUUGAACUACGUUUCAUUGGCACAUAUCUCGAAGAGCUCGGGAAGCGCGACUUCCAAGAGUUGCGUGGUGCCGAACUUCGAGCAAACAAUCCUUCAGACUUGGCUGCAGACAUCGGUGGCGCGAACACAGAUCCUCGAACACGACGGAAAAUGGCUUUGUACGUGUCACUGUUACGCUCGUGCAACUUCGCAUGUGCCACUACAUUGUACAAUGCCAUGGUCAGUUUGGAGAAGAGUGGUUUGUUGAAAGGUUUAUAUGGUGAUCUCUUGGAAGAAAUAUUAUUACUAUACACCAUGGCGCUUCAUCAUCCUGCAUUCACAUUUGAUCAGAAGUCACAUUUUGGUGAAAUAUUAGAUAAAUUGAAAGUGGAAGACCAGCGGUGUCAGUUCCAAGAGCAGGCAGAGCAUAUGAAUGUGGCGCCAGUGAGCAGUUGCCACGCACAGCCCACUGUCGCACCCAACAUGUCAGUGCCCCCACCAGCACUCUCCAGCUUAGGGCCGCCACCAAACAUCAUGUAUGUCAAAUCACCAGGGAUACAGCCUCAAAGCUCAGAAGGUGUGCCUCCAGAACUCAGUUCACCACCAGUCCUGAGCGGGGCUGGUGGGGCAGUCCCAAUGCUAGGGGAGGUCACACACCCGCCACCAGGCUUGCCAUUACCACAGUACAACAUGGCAGAGUACAUGGGACAACAUCCAUGGCCUGCCAACAUCAUAGUGUCGCCACUAAGUCAACCUAUUGAGGUUAUAAACUACCCGGUGAACGCUGCGAGCACGGGCUCGGGCUUGGGCACGGGCGGGGCCUCGGGCUUGGGGCCGGCGACGUCGCCGCUGGCCUCGUCGGGCGGCGACUCGCGCGCCGGCUCGCCGCGCCGCCGCCGCCCCAGCCGCGAGCGCUCGCCGCCCGCGCGCCAGCCCGCCAUGCCGCCCCCUCCGCCCGACCAGCAGCUGUCGCAUCUCACGGCUAACUUUGACAAUCUUGCCGUUAAUGAGGUACGACACACAGUGGACGACAGGUUACGCGAAAUAAUGCAGCAACAGUACCGGUCGCUGGAGAAGCUGAACGGCGUGCGGGGACGGGCGGGCGCGUACCUGCCGGCGCGCUCGUCCUCGGACUCGGGCUCGAGCGCCGCGUCCAGCCCGCCCGGCACGCCCGCGCCGCGCCGCGCGCCGCCGCCGCUGCCCUACCUGUACCCGCGGCAGUACGGCUACCCGCCGCCGCCGCCCGCCUACCGCCCGCCGCCGCCGCCCUUCGCCAACGGCGAGCCGCCGCCCUACCCCGCGCCGCAGCCCUACGGCGCGUUCGUGCCCGUGCUGUACGCGCCGCCCAAGCUGUCCUGCUGGAACUGCGGCGCGGCCGGCCACGCGGGCCACGAGUGCAAGGAGCCCAGCAUGGAGGAGAUCACGCGCGCGGGCGGCUACCAGCUCGACUUCGGCGCGCCGCCGGAGCCCGCCGACACAAAAUAG